Exophiala xenobiotica is the source of this 780-nucleotide messenger RNA. RefSeq lists its product as uncharacterized. Lineage: Eukaryota; Fungi; Ascomycota; Eurotiomycetes; Chaetothyriales; Herpotrichiellaceae. Gene Ontology annotation, molecular function: fluconazole transmembrane transporter activity. The record is from RefSeq and is a predicted model, not a curated record. The transcript is spliced from 2 exons. Gene Ontology annotation, biological process: xenobiotic detoxification by transmembrane export across the plasma membrane. Bases 1 to 780 code for a protein of 259 amino acids.
AUGGCUUCUCCGGUCCUGCUGAGCCUGUUGCUGUUCAUGCCUGAGACUUCGGCACCGAACAUCUUGCUGAGGCGAGCUCGUCGAUUGCGAGAGCUCACGGGCGACUCCCGCCUCCAGUCUCAAAGUGAGAUUGAUCAACGCAGCCUGUCUGCUUGCGACAUCCUCUUUUCCGCUCUCCUUCGACCCAUGGAGAUUAUGUUCAAGGACCCGUCCAUCUUCUUCGUUCACGUCUACACGGGAUACUUUUACGGGGAUUUCUACACAUUCUUCGAAGUGUUCACCUUGGUCUUCCUACCCUUCUACGGUUUCAAUCUGGGACAGACCGGACUCGCCUUUCUGUCAUGCAUGAUUGGCGUAAUGGUCGCUAUCCUUGGCUAUUUUGCCUACCUCUACUUCUACAUGGUGCCGGACAACCUGAAAGAACGGCCUCCGAGAGCAAGAACAUCGUCUUGUCCCGGCCAUUGUUGGCUCGUUCCUGCUGCCAAUUGGACUAUUCCUUUUCGCAUGGACGUCCGACUCCAAGAUACACUGUCCAUCUUCAUCUACAUCCCCUUCUCGUACCUACAGUAUGCGGCCUCCCUAUUUGCGGGAAACAGCGUGAUGAGAUCGGCGACCGCUUGCGCCAGUGCCAUAUUUGCGCGACCCCUCUUCAUCAACUUGGGGGUGCACAGGGGCGUGAGCGUUCUGGCCGGCCUGAGUGUGAUGGGGAUUUUUGGAACGACGGUCAUCUACAUCUUUGGAAAGCAGCUUCGAGCUCGGUCCAAGUUUGCACAAAACUAG